Oikopleura dioica is the source of this 1332-nucleotide messenger RNA. NCBI's taxonomy places the organism in Eukaryota, Metazoa, Chordata, Appendicularia, Copelata, Oikopleuridae. The record is from the annotation of a GenBank genome assembly.
AUGGGUUGCUCAGAUUCAAAGCCAAAGGUUGAGGAGUCAACAAAAGACUGCCCAAAAGAUUACCCGCCAAAUGGUCUCCCAGAGAGCAUCAAAAAGCUGCCAGAGUGGAUUCAGCUCGGUUGUGGUGAUGCUGAGUACUAUUGUGAAGAGAAAGGCGCUGUUUUUAAACCCUCGGCGAUGCCGGAAGAGUGCCCUGAUUUGUCGGAACAUAAUAACUUUUUCUCGGAAGUGAUGAUCGCAAACCCAGAGUUGUAUGGAAAACUGAGAGGCCUGACUACUUCACAGGGAGUCAACCUUGGUCAUUGCAUCAAAACCGGAAUCGACAACCCCGGUCAUCCAAUGAUCAAGACCGUUGGCAUGGUCGCUGGUGACGAAGAAUCUUACACGCUCUUUGCUGAGCUCUUCGAUCCAGUCAUCUCCGGUCGGCACAAUGGCUAUGCUGCUGAUGCUGUGCACCCAACUGACAUGAACCCUGAAAAUCUUUCAACAACGAAAAUCGACCCAACUGGCAACUACGUCCUCACCACUCGCUGCAGAACUGGCCGAUCAAUUCGAGGAUUCCGUCUUCCUCCAUGCUGCUCUUUCGAAGAACGACGAGAAAUCGAACGAGUCAUUGUCAAAGGUCUUCUAUCCUUGGAGGGUGAAUUGAAGGGAGAUUAUUUCCCUCUUCAUGGAUCCAGAUCUUACGGCCCGAAACCGACCGGAAUGUCAGAGGAGAAAGAGGAAUCGUUAAGAAAUAACGGAAAUCUCUUCCAGGAGCCAGACUCGACGCUCCUCCUCUCUUCCGGCUGCGGCCGACACUGGCCCGACGCCCGAGGAAUUUUCCACAACGAAGCUGAGAAUUUCUUCGUCUGGGUUAACGAAGAAGAUCAAAUGCGAAUCGUCUCGAUGCAGAAAGGAGACGACGUGGCCGCCAUUUUCCGCCGAUUUGCCGACGCCACCGAAGGCAUCAAAAAAGUGCUCGAAGCGGAAGGCCGCGAGUUUAUGCAUAGCGACCAUCUUGGGUGGAUUUUGACCUGUCCUUCGAACUUGGGAACUGGUUUGAGAGCUGGAUGCAUGGUCAAGGUCCCGCUCUUUUCUGCCAGGGAAGAUUUCAAGGCUAUUCUUGGCAAAAUGGGACUCCAGGCGCGAGGAGGUGCUGGUGUUGACUCUGAAGCAAAGGGAGGCAUUUUUGACAUCUCAAACGCUGAUAGACUUGGAAAGUCAGAAACGCAACUUGUCAACAUUUUUAUUGAAGGAGUCGCGCAAAUUAUCAGAUGGGAGCAGGCCUUGGAAGCAGGAGAAGACAUUGAAGAAGCUAUUGCGGCCGCUGGACUGCCUGAGAAAUAUUGA